AUGAAUAUGCAUCUAUUUCUUCAACACGUCCCAGUCCUUACCAUUCCAGACAGCUUUAGAACCAAUUUCAAGUCCGAUGGGAAUAGUGUCGUUACCGAUAAGAACCUCUCCCGCAUGAUUGCUGCUGCCCGCGACAUGUCUGAAAACUCGAGGGGGAAGAAGACGGCGGCAUCCCCAUUUUUGGCUGUUGAAGGGUCAGUAGAUAUGAUCGGGGCGCAAGUCCGGGCCGCUGGUUGCUCACAAACGCAUUUGCCGUCUUUUGACGUUACCGAUGGGCUUGUGGUCGAUGUCUUUGGUCACUCCGCCGGUGCACUCGACUUGGGGCACGUCCUUAAAGCGAAAGCUGCCAGCACUGCCAUCCGUGCGAAUUCAGCUGGGAGACACGAUAUCAUCGACGUCUCCGUCCGUGAUGGACCAUCACGGCCCAGGCCAAUCAGCGCCAUGCGUUGCGAUAUUGCUAAUAACUGA
Messenger RNA from Penicillium alfredii, 468 nucleotides. RefSeq lists its product as uncharacterized. The transcript has 3 exons. Bases 1 to 468 code for a protein of 155 amino acids. The record is from RefSeq and is a predicted model, not a curated record. Lineage: Eukaryota; Fungi; Ascomycota; Eurotiomycetes; Eurotiales; Aspergillaceae.